AGCAUACGCUAUGCCGAAGAAUUUUAAAUAUCCUUAGUCAUUGCUUGACGCGAAAAACGUAAUUGUUUUUGAGUUUUGUGCUUUUUUUUUCCUGUAAUAAGUCGAAAGUCUUACCGAACAUCGCGAUAAUCAUGUCCGGAGGUUACGAUAGAGCGAUCACGGUGUUCUCACCUGAUGGUCAUCUUUUACAAGUGGAAUACGCUCAGGAAGCAGUGCGCAAGGGAUGCACGGCCAUAGGCGUGUUGGGAAAGGACUGCGUCGUGCUCGGCGUGGAAAAGAAAUCGAUUGCCAUGUUGCAGGAAGAACGGACCGUGCGCAAGAUUUGCCCGUUGGACUCGCACAUAGUUAUGGCUUUCGCCGGAUUGACGGCUGAUGCACGGGUCAUCAUCAAUCGGGCGCAAAUGGAAUGUCAGUCGCAGUACCUCACACUCGGUGAGACCGUUACAACCGAGUAUAUCACCCGUUUCGUUGCGUCUAUCAAGCAGAAGUACACCCAGAGCAAUGGUCGUCGCCCGUUUGGUAUAUCAUGUUUGAUUGCUGGGUUCGACAAUGAUGGCACACCGCACCUGUUUCAGUCCGAGCCGUCGGGCAUAUACUAUGAGUGGAAGGCCAAUGCCACUGGGCGUAACUGCAAAUUGGUCAAAGAAUUCUUACAGGAUAAUUAUAAUGAUGAAGCUGUUAGCACUGAACAGGGUACUAUCAAAUUAGCAGUUAGAGCAUUACUAGAAGUUGUUCAAUCUGGCCAAAAAAAUAUAGAAUUGGUAGUUUUGAAAAAUAAUGAAAAAAUGAGAAUGUUAGAUCCAGCAUCUCUUGAAGAAAUGGUUAAUGUUAUAGAAGCAGAAAAAGAAGCUUUAGAAAAAGAAAAAAACAAGCAAAAAGAUAAACAAUAAAAUUAUUUAAUAAGUCUGGUGAAUU
This is a messenger RNA of Sipha flava (yellow sugarcane aphid), 915 nucleotides long. RefSeq names its product proteasome subunit alpha type-7-1-like. The record is from RefSeq and is a predicted model, not a curated record. The transcript is spliced from 2 exons. Gene Ontology annotation, biological process: ubiquitin-dependent protein catabolic process. Gene Ontology annotation, cellular component: proteasome core complex, alpha-subunit complex; proteasome core complex; nucleus. NCBI's taxonomy places the organism in Eukaryota, Metazoa, Arthropoda, Insecta, Hemiptera, Aphididae. Bases 132 to 890 code for a protein of 252 amino acids.